Messenger RNA from Physcomitrium patens, 780 nucleotides. RefSeq lists its product as uncharacterized. Lineage: Eukaryota; Viridiplantae; Streptophyta; Bryopsida; Funariales; Funariaceae. Gene Ontology annotation, biological process: lipid transport. The record is from RefSeq and is a predicted model, not a curated record.
CAACGUCCUCACAUCACCAGUCAGCGAUCUACUGAGCGUGAGAUUUCGUGAGCUACCAGAUCAUUCGAAGGGAUCCCAGACUCCAGAGAUCGGCAAUCGAUCAGUAUGAAGGGGGCGAAGCGCACUGUGCUUUUGAGCUUGCUUGUGGUCGUGGUGGCUUCCAUGGUUGCACGCAAUGUCGACGCAGCCUGCAGCCUGCAGCAAGUGGCUGGAUGCCUGGAUGCCGUGACCAAAGGAGCCACCCCCACUGGUUCAUGCUGCACCCAGCUUGGACAGGUAGACGCCCCCUGUUUCUGCAACUUGCUUGCGAAUGGCAAAUACUCCGACGCCUACGUCAACAACGCCCUUCAUGUGCCGGCGAGAUGCGGAAGUAAUUCUGCCGCCUAUGCCAAAUUUAAGGGCCGGAACUGCGCGGGUUACGUCGUUCCUUGAAACAACUCCUCAUAGACUUUCACUUUGAUCGAUCGCCAUCUCGGCGACGACAUGGUUUCACUGAGACAUGGGUUUUAAUCUAGUAAGAAGAGUGGUACGUAUAGCAUUCUUCAGGGGUUGAAGGGUUUAGUGGCUGCAGACAGUCUUGAAGUUGCUAUAGCAACCAUAACACGAAUUUCCUGAUGAGCAGGACAUACUUGUGAUGACAUUCAGUUGUAUGUGAUGAUGACCUGAAUGCCGAGGUCUCUUGCACCUCAGUUUCAGGCAUUGGAAACUCAACACUGAUUUUCCUAAGUCCAUAUCUCCUUUGAAAAAACUCCGCACAACUUGUGGGUUGGUUUGCGUUCA